CUCGGCUCACGUGCUCGGAGACGCUCCGGCGGCGGCGGCGACAGACGAAGCAGCAGGCGAAACUCACCCGCCGCCGCCGCCGCCGCCCACGAAGCGGGCUCCGAGCCCCGCCCGCCGAGCUCCCUGACGUCAUAUCCCGUGCGCCUGUCGCAGAGGGAGGCGAGCCGGGCCUCCAGGCCGUCGCCAUAUUGCGCGAGCCUUUUGCGGACGGCGGGAAGGGAGGGAGGCGGAAGCGAGAGGGAGAGACGGAGAGAGAGGGGGGCGCCCUCGCCCACCCCAGCCAUGUCCGAGACCUACGACUUCCUCUUCAAAUUCCUUGUGAUUGGCAGUGCUGGGACAGGGAAGUCUUGCCUCCUCCACCAAUUCAUAGAGAACAAAUGUGUGUAAUGGAGGCAGCUGGUUAAGAUGCUCCCCACCCCUUGUCAGAAGUCUGCCUGGCGACUCAAGCCCCUUCUUCCUCAGCUUCAUUCCUCUGUGGCACCAGGCCGCACCACCUUUGCCUCAUGGCUGGCAGCAGACACCCCCCUUGAAUCGGCCAUUAGUGGUAUUGUCAAGCAGGAUUCCAAUCACACCAUCGGAGUGGAGUUUGGAUCAAAGGUGGUGAACGUUGGUGGCAAAACGGUGAAGCUCCAGAUCUGGGACACGGCAGGGCAGGAGCGCUUUAGAUCAGUGACAAGGAGCUACUAUCGGGGAGCAGCGGGGGCCCUGUUAGUCUAUGACAUCACCAGAGAGACGUACAAUGCCCUAACCAACUGGCUGACCGAUGCCCGCACCUUGGCUAGCCCAAACAUUGUCAUCAUUCUCUGUGGGAACAAGAAGGAUCUGGAUGCUGACCGGGAAGUCACAUUCUUGGAGGCCUCACGGUUUGCUCAGGAGAAUGAGCUGAUGUUUCUUGAGACCAGCGCCUUGACAGGAGAGAACGUGGAAGAAGCUUUCUUGAAAUGUGCCCGGACCAUCCUGAAUAAAAUAGAGUCAGGUGAACUGGACCCAGAGCGGAUGGGCUCAGGCAUCCAGUACGGGGGUGCUUCAUUGCGACAGUUACGGCAGCCGCGUGGGACACAAACGCAGACCCGGCAGCAGUGUAACUGCUAAAGCAGGCCUUGAAAUCCUCUUCCAAGAAGUGCUGGAUCUCUGCGGCUGAAUGAAGGCCUUCCUCCGCCCUCCUUCCCAGGCCGCUCUGCCUCCUGCUGCGUCUCCGUGCUGCUGCUGCCGCCACCUGCCUUCCUGCUCAGCUCCUGGGCCAGGGAGACUUGGACUUCCGCAGGGGGCUUUUCCCUGCUGCCGGGCACCAGUGACUGCGGGUUCCCAAAAGGCAGGAGGGGAGUCUGUGAAGGCACCUGGCUCCCCUCCUCAUCCUCGGGUCUCUUCUGCACUCCAAACCUGCUGCUAACUGAAUGAAUGACUUGUGUUCCAGGGGCAAAGCAGGGUGUAUGUAGGUGGGAGGACUGGGGGCUCUUCCCAGAGGGGAGGCCACGGAGGGGCACUUCCACAGUUUCUCUCUCUCUUUCUGGGAUGGCAACCAGCAGGCACAGAAAAAACUGAAUGCUGAACUUCAGUCACUCUGCCGUUGUUAAGUGUGUGGCCGCCAUUGGGAGAAAGGGUGUGUGUGUGUGUGGCGGGGGCAGGGGGGGGGCGUGUUCAGCCAGCAGGCAUGGCUUUGGGCUCCAGUGUGAGCACAGAAUCCCGGGCUACAAAGCUCACAGUCCCCACUGGGGGUUUUCCCUUCAUGCACUUCCAAACGUUUGCGUGCCCUGCAGUCUCCUCCACUGUGGAGCUUUGCUGCUGCCGAUCCAGCCUUUGACCAGGCGCCCGCCCACAAGGUGCUUGCCAGAGCCCUGGGCCCAGGUGCGACCUCUUGCGCCUUCCUCCACGGAGUCCCCUGGGCUUUGCCAGAAGCAGCGGUUCAGGCGCCCCAUGCUCCCCUCCAGGCACAUGCUUGUGUGCCCAGUUCCUGGACAUCAGGAUGGGCCUGCCCCUUGCAUCCCUCAUGAGGCUGUCUGAGUUGAUUGCCUCUCUGCCCCCACUAGGUUGGGCUUGUUUGUCUUUCUCCUGGCCAGGCAGUUCAACAUGGCCACGUUAUCCUGUUUUGAUUUUCCGAUCACAGAUUACUUGGUAUGCCUCGGGGGUCUAAUUUCUCGUGUCGGCCAUCACUGGUCGGCACCACUCUUGUAUAGCCAACCCUCCUUCCACAUGGACAGGUUGAGCUCUGUCGCCUGCCUGCCUGCUCUGGUGUUUUUUUCGGGGGGGCCUUCCCUUCCAUCCUAAAAUGACAGGCUGGAGGCCAUGUUUUGGGAGGCAGAACAGUGCCAGGUGUGUGGGGGGUGCAUAUGUGUGCUCCCCAUAAUCAUAGCUUUACAGAUCAACUGUGUGUGUGUGUGGGGGGGUGCUUCUGUUCUCAGGUGGUCAGCCCCCGCCUGCUGGGAUUUCGGCUGGCUGUUCCAUGUCUGUCUGGUGGUUGGAUAAUUCCUCUUCCUCCCAUAAAAAGAAUGUUGCCUAAGAUUCUGUUUAGAUUUUUGCUGAUGCCAUGUUUACCUUUGUUAUUUAUUUCUGGGGGGCUGGGAGGUGGUCCUUUGUCUCUUCCUCCCCCUUCUUGUGGUUCUGGGGCAGACUGUUACAAAUCCAGAUUCUCAUGUUGAUUUUUUGCCUUCUUUAAAUGCAUUCUCUUCACUGUAAGGCUGUGAAGCUGAUUCUCCUCCAUAAAGUAUGAGGGUUUUUUUUCCA
Sphaerodactylus townsendi is the source of this 2721-nucleotide messenger RNA. It is a transcript of the gene RAB4B, whose product is annotated as RAB4B, member RAS oncogene family. Bases 406 to 1092 code for a protein of 228 amino acids. Gene Ontology annotation, molecular function: GTP binding; GTPase activity. The transcript is spliced from 9 exons. The record is from RefSeq and is a predicted model, not a curated record. Gene Ontology annotation, cellular component: endosome. Gene Ontology annotation, biological process: regulation of endocytosis; Rab protein signal transduction. NCBI's taxonomy places the organism in Eukaryota, Metazoa, Chordata, Lepidosauria, Squamata, Sphaerodactylidae.